Molecule: messenger RNA, 695 nt
Organism: Triticum urartu
Lineage: Eukaryota; Viridiplantae; Streptophyta; Magnoliopsida; Poales; Poaceae
Product: DNA-directed RNA polymerases II, IV and V subunit 9A
Biological process (GO): transcription-coupled nucleotide-excision repair; DNA-templated transcription; transcription initiation at RNA polymerase II promoter
Cellular component (GO): RNA polymerase II, core complex
Molecular function (GO): DNA-directed RNA polymerase activity; zinc ion binding; nucleic acid binding
Source: RefSeq, a predicted model, not a curated record
CCCCGCCCGUCAUAAGCCUCCCCCCCGCAGCCGAAAGCCCGAAACCGAAGAACCCGAGAGGGCGAAGCCGAGAAGGGGACAGCAGCGGGCGAGAGAGGCAGAGAGAGGCGAGGAGACGAGAGCACCGUCGCCAUGAGCGCCCUCAAGUUCUGCAGCAAAUGCGACAACAUGCUGUACCCGCAGGAGGACAAGGAGAUGCACACCCUCCUCUACGCUUGCUCGAAUUGCCAGCACCAGGAGAUUGCUACUGAUACUUGUGUGUACAAAAGGGUUCUUCGGAAAUCUGCUGAUGAACCUAAAGACACCCUAAAAGACGCAGCUGCUGACGCGUCUCUGCCACGCACCAGAAGUGUUAAAUGCUACAACUGUGGCUAUCCAGAAGCUGCUUAUUUCCAGGCCCCGACGAAGGGAGAGCUUGGCCUGACGCUGUACUUCAUCUGCUGCAGCCCUACCUGUGGCCACAGGUGGAGGGACUGACUGACUGACAAGGGGGGAACCCUCCACAGAACGGAGUGUUAGUUCUUGGCACUGAAACUUGACUGGCCCUGUGUUGCUCAUGACUUGCGUUUGUCUUAACUUGUUAGCUUGUGGUAUCUGUGUUCCGAAGUUUAGGGCAACUUCAUCACUGUGGGCUUACUGCUUCUGAGCUUGUUCUCUUCAAUCUAUAUAUAUGCAGAUGUUGGUUUGACCUUGAA